This is a messenger RNA of Mycena indigotica, 1734 nucleotides long. Its product is annotated as Nonribosomal peptide synthetase 12. Gene Ontology annotation, cellular component: cytoplasm. The coding region runs from base 1 to 1734 and encodes 577 amino acids. The transcript has 6 exons. Gene Ontology annotation, molecular function: phosphopantetheine binding. Gene Ontology annotation, biological process: secondary metabolite biosynthetic process; amino acid activation for nonribosomal peptide biosynthetic process. The record is from RefSeq and is a predicted model, not a curated record. Lineage: Eukaryota; Fungi; Basidiomycota; Agaricomycetes; Agaricales; Mycenaceae.
AUGGCUACCGCGACAACAACUACAACACCUCCGACCAUCGCGUGGGCCAUCAGUCCCUUGCAGAUGCCCACGCCUUCUACUUCCAAGGCGGUUCACAAGCUUUGGAACCCGGCCCUCUCCUCCCUCUCCCCCGAAGAUCGAGUUCUCUUUUAUCGUUAUGGACUUGGACCAAGACGGAAUGUGGAUACCCCCAUUAUUCACCAUGCCUUCGAGUAUCAUGCCCGUACUCAGCCAGACGUGGUUGCCGUCGAACACACGACAGACGGUCAAUCGCUCACUUUCAAGCAACUCGACAUUCAGGCCAAUCGCCUAGCACAUCGACUUCGGGCGCAAGGGAUUCAACCCGGAAAGAGGGUUUGUAUACUUGCCCGUCGCUCGGUGCAUUUAGUCGCUGCCAUUUUGGCGGUGUUAAAGAGCGGGGGGCAAUAUGUGCCUUUGGAUGCGCUUACCAUCCCCGAUUCUACUCUGAGCUAUGUGCUCAACGACGCCAAACCCAGUAUUGUCCUUGCCAUGAGCGAGUUUGUUCAUCGUGUGAGCUCUGGGACGGUCCCCACCAUCGAUCUCGAAGCCGCUAUUCAUGCGGACGAGCUAGCCAAUGCAGAUGGGAGUAAACCAGUAGACACCACUACCCCAUCUUCUGGUGCAUAUAUCAUCUACACUUCUGGAACGACCGGAGUGCCGAAAGGUGUCGAUGUUCGGCACCGCGGUGUUACAAAUGUCAUCAGUGGGACACCGGGCAAUGUUGGCAUGAAACCUGGCCUCCGUGUUGGUCAGUUUCUGAAUGUUGCAUUCGACAUGGGCGCUUGGGAGAUACUUGGUUCGCUGUACAACGGUUGCACUCUAUGCAUCCGUGGAAACACGAAACGAGACUGGAUCACACUGAUGAAGACUGUUCACAUUGUGAUCGCGACCCCAAGUAUCUUGACGUUGCACGACCCUGCAGAUUACCCAAACAUCCAGAAUGUCAUCGUUGGUGAUGCCGAUGCUUCAUUACAGGCGAACCCUGCCCGCAAGGCGCCCCUCGCGGAUAAGUGGGCUCGAUUCACCAACUUCAGCAAUUGCUGUGGGCCAACCGAAAUCUCCAUUUGCAACACGGUCCAGCCACACACACCCGGUUAUCCUCUCUCGAUAGGAAAACCGAUUCCCAACACAAAUGUCUAUGUCCUCUCGCGGGAUCCAACGUGCACCAAGCCAGUGCCCAUCGGAGAAACGGGAUGUAUGUGGGUUGGCGGAACUGGCGUAUCAAACGGCUACUUGAAUCUUCUCGACAAGACAGCUGAGCGGUACAGGCCAGACCCUUUUUUGGGUGGAAGUGCAAUGAUGUUCAAUACGGGCGAUUUGGGACGUUGGCGAAGCGACGGCCAAUUAGACCAUCUUGGGCGGGCUGACGACCAGGUUAAAGUGAAAGGCUUCCGGGUAGAGUUAGAUGGUGUUUCUGCUGCAAUGCGGACACAUGAGCCCGUUCAUAGUGCUGUUGCUCUUCUAGUUGGGACUGAACUUUGGGGGUUCAUCACCCCCUCGACGGUCGACUUAUCUCAAGUUCGUGACGCCACAGCGGCGGUACAGCCCUACCAUGCUGUUCCAACCCAAUACCUCGCACUGGAUGAGUUCCCCAUGACCAAGAACGGCAAGGUCGACAAGAGAGCAUUGGUCGUAUAUGCGUUGGACGAGAACUCGACUGACGCGAAGCGGUUUUCCGCGCCCAGUCGCAGUGGCUCGACCUCUCCUUCUUGA